CCUAGAUACAACUUCCGGGUUUUGUUAGCACGCUAGUGAUAAACAAACCGAAAUGUGCGAAUCACUAAGCAGCCCUUGGACUUUAUGACCGACAGCUCAGGGUUGUAUGAAGGGGGAAAUACGAGUCGCACAGGAGGGGGACAUGCUGGUAGUUAAACGAACGCUGACGCCAUGUUAAGAAUUUUCCAGUCGCCUCCAAGGCUGAGGACAGCUCUGAGACACCUGUCCAGGGCACGCCCCCCAGCUGCUGACCCCCAGCCCUGGUUUCUCACAAAUCGUGGGGCCCUCUCUCGUCAGCUUCACGUCGGAGCAGAUGGAUCCAGGUCGUCCCCUACUGCUGCUGCUGCUGCUGCUCCACAGAGGCUGCCUUUCUCCAGGGUGACUGUGGAGGAUUUGGCCUUCUUCAGGAAGACGUUGCCAGGCAGGACCAUCACCGACCCCGACCUGGUGCAGUCCAGUAAUGAGGACUGGCUGAAGUCUGUCAGAGGUUCCAGCGAAGUGUUGCUGAGACCUCAGACCACACAGGAAGUGUCACAAAUUCUCAGUUACUGCAACAGCCGCAACCUGGCAGUGAACCCUCAAGGAGGCAAUACCGGUCUAGUUGGUGGCAGCGUGCCGGUUCAUGAUGAGAUCAUCCUCUCCACCUCUCUCAUGAACAACAUACUUUCCUUUGAUAACAUCUCCGGUAUUCUUACCUGUCAGGCAGGUUGCGUGUUGGAGAACUUGACCCUCUACCUGGAGGAGAGGGAACACAUCAUGCCGCUGGACCUCGGAGCAAAGGGCAGCUGCCAGGUUGGAGGCAAUGUGGCGACCAACGCAGGGGGUCUGCGGCUGCUCCGCUACGGUUCCCUACACGGAACUGUGCUGGGCCUUGAAGUUGUGCUGGCAGACGGACAGGUGCUGGACUGCUUGUCCACGCUGCGCAAGGACAACACGGGAUACGACCUCAAACAGCUGUUCAUUGGUUCGGAGGGCACUCUGGGGGUCAUCACUGCAGUCUCCAUCCUUUGUCCUCGAAAGCCAAAAUCCGUUAACGUCGUUUUCCUGGGCUGCGAAACCUUUGACCAGCUGCUGAAAACCUUCCAGCUCUGCAAAGGCAUGCUGGGAGAAAUUCUGUCAGCCUUCGAGUUCCUGGACAGUGAAUGCAUGAGGCUGCUGAACACACACCUGAAACUGCCCAAUCCUAUCUCUGACUGCCCGUUCUACAUUGUGAUCGAAACAUCUGGAUCAGACUCCAACCACGACUCCCAGAAGCUCCACAACUUCCUAGAGGAAGCAAUGACGUCGUUAUUAGUUACCGACGGCACUGUAGCAACCGAGGUCUCAAAAGUAAAGGCCCUGUGGUCAAUGCGUGAACGCGUCACAGAGGCGCUGACUCACGACGGCUUCACCUACAAGUACGACGUCUCCCUUCCGGUGGAGCGCAUCUACCAGCUGGUGACAGACAUGAGGCGGCAUCUGGGGAAGCGGGCCAGGAGCGUGGUGGGAUACGGUCACGUAGGUGACGGCAACCUCCACCUUAAUAUCACCUCCGCUGCUAAGGACCCCGCCCUGCUGGCUUCCAUCGAGCCGUUCGUCUACGAGUGGACGGCCAGGUUUCACGGCAGCAUCAGCGCAGAACACGGACUGGGCCUUAAAAAGAGGAAUUACAUCUACUACAGUAAAUCCAGGCCAGCCGUGGCUCUCAUGGGGAACAUCAAGAACAUGCUGGACCCCAAAGGCAUCCUCAACCCGUAUAAGACUUUACCAGACGAUCUAAGGAGAACCUAAAGAGGAAUCCUCCCAAGUGAUAACUGCAACAUGAUUUGUCUGGGUGUACUCAGCUACGUAUUCAUAGUCCAGAGCUGCAUCCAUAGCACUACAGAUAAUCUUUACACAAACGAGAUGUUCUUUGUGAAGUUUUAGUUUAAAAAUCACUUUCUCUACUUGUUGUCUCCUUCUUUGGAUCCAGAAUCAAUCAUCGUAUUAAAAAGCUCCGGGUAGACGUCUCAGUAUGGCUCAGAAAGACCAAGUUAAUUACCUCGAUGCAUCAUCAGCUUAACUGUAUGGGUUCCACUAGAGGGCCGUCAGUAUACACCAGAGUAGGAAGAUCAACGCUAAUGUUGUAAAGGGGGGGGGGGGUGUAUCUGCUUCAUGCCAGAGGAGAUGCAUAAGAUGACUUCAGAUUUAAAGCUGGGAAUAAUGAACUCAAAAGGCAAACACGGGUGAACAAAGUUUAUAGACACUGAACAUGUAACAAACAUCAGCCAAUCGUUAGGCAAAGAGUGCAGUAAAUGUUUUAUUACAUAUAAAAAA
Messenger RNA from Fundulus heteroclitus (mummichog), 2295 nucleotides. RefSeq names its product D-2-hydroxyglutarate dehydrogenase (gene d2hgdh). The record is from RefSeq and is a predicted model, not a curated record. Gene Ontology annotation, molecular function: catalytic activity; FAD binding. NCBI's taxonomy places the organism in Eukaryota, Metazoa, Chordata, Actinopteri, Cyprinodontiformes, Fundulidae. Bases 172 to 1770 code for a protein of 532 amino acids. Gene Ontology annotation, cellular component: mitochondrion. The transcript is spliced from 10 exons.